Messenger RNA from Menidia menidia (Atlantic silverside), 426 nucleotides. The record is from the annotation of a GenBank genome assembly. NCBI's taxonomy places the organism in Eukaryota, Metazoa, Chordata, Actinopteri, Atheriniformes, Atherinopsidae.
AUGGCCGAAAAACUUCAAAAAUUCAGACACGGAAACGACGCUAAUGCUACAAGACCUGCUAGAACCCCGAGGCAGCGAACAACAGAAGAUGCCGACCUAUCGGUAACCACGGGUUCUGGUGAGCCAAAUACGAAUAGCGAAGAACUGAAAGCAGACAUUUUACGGUCAUUGAGAGGAGAUAUCGCUAAGGUGAUAAGAGACAAACUUAAAGGUGAAUUGGCGGAUGAUUUCCAAGCUAUAAAAUCCGAACUGCAAGCGGUCCGCUCUGAAAUUGCUAGCAAUUCAAAGGCAAUACAAGCUGAAGUGGAUACCAUAAAAACGGAGGUUCUGGACUUAAAGAGUGAGAUCCUGAGGAGAGCUCGCAGCAGAGCUCCGCUCUCUUUCAACGGGCACCGUGUUUCCUUUUUCCCCGACUACACGACGAGC